UUCUCUCUCCUCUGGGCCUGACACUGGCUGCAGGUAUAAUGGGGCAGGGCUAGCUGGGCCCAAAGGCUCUCCUUAACCCUUUCCAUGCUGGUGGACGGUUUCUCUGUUUCAUGGCAGACGUGCUCAGAGAAUACAGUACACUGGUAAUGUAAGUGCAUGUAACAUGUUUGUAGUGGCACUAUGUAGUGAAGACAGAGAAAAUAUGGCAUUUUAAAUAAUAACAUUCUGUACAUCCACACGUAGGCCAGAAUGCUUGUAAUAAUUUAGGCCUAAAUUUAGGCCGAGUGUCUCCAACAACCUUUGGAUAAUUGGGGUAUACUUUUAUUUUGGAAUAGAGUUCUCCACAUAAGGCACUAUUGAGGAAACGCUUAUUCUGCAAUAGCUACGCUGGUCAAUUUCCCUGUGUAGACAAGGCCCAAGUGACUAAAAUGCAUGAUGUUUUGUGAGCUGUAUUUCACUUACAAGUUUAGUCUUGUCUAGAAAUUAUGUUAAAUCAGUAAGUAGUUGAGAGUACUGAGGCUGGAGAAACUAAUUACAUUAACUAAGCCUGCUACUACUAUUUGUUAUAGGAAACUGUGCUUAUCUACAGCAAAAGUGAACAAUGAAAAACCCUGAGUGUUUCAAAGAGUUUAGCUUAGAAAUCACAUAUCUUUUUCAUGAUCAAGAGAAUUGAUAGUUCUUAGAGAGAAAAAAAGCAAAAAGGAAGAAGCUUUGAACUGGCUUGUAAACUAAAGAUUUUCCCAUCACUUGUACCUUUACUUAAAAUAAGGCUUACAAUACUGGUGAAAUUCCAGAAAAAUUAAAAUAGUUUCAAAAUGACACCUGCAUAUUGUAUUUUGUGUAUAAUGGGAGAUAGUCUUGUGCUGGUAUAGGUGGCAAAGCUUGGCUAUAUAUACCUGGAAAAGGUAAUUUCAAGCUGUUUGGGGAUUGUUUGAUAAUUCAUUUUCCCGAAUUUUUAAACUCUACUUUAGAAUUGUAUGGUUGAACUGACACAAGCAAUUCCAUAAUUCCACUGGCUGAUAAACUUGCUUGGAGAUAAAUAAGGAUCUAUAUUUAAGGAUCCUAUAGUUCCACACUGGUGCCAAAAUCACUGCUCAGAAUAGCAUAGAACUAGGAUAAAAGUUUGUCGUUGUACCAUGGUUGUGAUUAGACCUUGAAUUAAUGUAACUGAUUUAUUAUGUCUUUAUAAACUGUAACAUCCCCUGUUCAGGUUUUCGACAUUGUAAACACUAUCAUCUAAACAUUUUUAUUUUGCUUUCUAUAAUUUCUCAUUAGCUUUUUAAACGCCAUUUUGGCUGAUGAAAUACAUAAAUUCAUAGUAAUUCUCCAGCCUGUACUUUAUGGACAGAGAGCCAAAGAACAGCAAGAAACCUAAUAGAAGUAACUAGCUGAUUCAAAUUCUUCAACCAAUAUGUGUGUGUUUUUAAUAACGUCUUUCUCACAACUAAUAAGGUUAAGUGAACUACCCACUGUGAUCUGUAUCUAGUGGAAAAGAGGCUUAUUUAAAUGAUGAAGGCAAGAGGAUCUCUCACAGUGCGCAGAAGGAAAAUGAGCUCCACAGAAGACCUUGACUAUCCUCAGAUCUUAUUUCAAUACAACAAUGGGUUUUUAGUCUCAAAGAUUAUGUUUACUGCCUGUGAAUUGGGAGUGUUUGAUCUAUUGCUGGAGUCAGAAGGGCCCCUGUCUUCAGAUGCCAUUGCUGAACGGUUGGGCACCAGCGCCAGCGGAAUGGAACGGUUGCUUGAUGCCUGUGUGGGAUUAAAGCUCCUGGGAGUCGAAAUGAAAAGUGAAGGAGCCUUUUACAGGAACACAGAGCUUUCCAACCUCUACCUUACAAAAUCAAGUCCCAAGUCUCAGUAUCAUAAUUUGAUGUACUACUCCAAAACUGUCUAUUUGUGCUGGCACUACCUGACAGAUGCUGUGAGAGAUGGGAAAAACCAGUAUGAGCGAGCAUUUGGCGUUUCAUCAAAAGACCUCUUUGAGGCUCUCUACAGAUCAGAAGAAGAGAUGAUCAAAUUCAUGUAUGGUUUAAAUGCAAUUUGGAGUAUAUGUGGCAGAGAUGUGAUUGGUGCAUUUGACCUUUCACCUUUCACCGUCAUUUACGAUCUGGGAGGAUGUGCAGGUGGUUUGGCCCAGGAAUGUAUUUCUUUGUACCCAAAUUCUACAGUCACAAUUUAUGACCUACCUAAAGUAGUACAAGUGGCAAAGGAGCGUUUUGUACCCGCAGAAGAACGUCGGAUCACUUUCCAUGAAGGAGAUUUUUUUAAAGAUCCAAUACCAGAAGCUGACCUGUACAUUCUGGCGAGGAUCCUGCAUGACUGGGCAGAUGACAAGUGUAUGCAGCUACUAGCAAAAAUCCACAAGGCUUGCAAGCCUGGGGGAGGAGUGCUGCUGGUUGAAACACUUUUGAAUGAAGACAAAACUGGGCCUUUGGAAACCCAGCUUUACUCUAUGAACAUGUUGGUUCAGGCUGAAGGAAAAGAACGAACGCCAGCCGAGUACAGCAAGCUCCUCGCUGCAGCUGGUUUCAGAGAGAUUCAGGUCAAGAAAACAGGAAAGCUCUAUGAUGCCAUUUUAGGAAGAAAAUAAUUCUGUCUCUUCUUUCUUGCCUAUUGUUAGAUGUGUAAAUGCAGUGAAGUGACCAUCUUUUACUAGACUGCAGCAGUGAACCCUGCUCAUAGUUAACCUUGUCACUUUGUUUGUACAACAAUACACUGCUAGAACAUUCAUUCAUUAUGUAUGUUGAGCCUACAGGGAUUGACAGUGCCAGCUUGAAUGUGACUCCUGUUUGGUUCUGGACUCUAACUGUGGGAAUAAAGUAAUUAACACAUGUUUAACAAGAAAUAGCAUGUGAAAGCAACACUAUGGAAAGCUUAUACUCUUUGCAUUAUACGUUUUUUUCUAUUCUGUCAGACUUUGUACUUUCCUCACUUUUUGCAUAUUUAACAUAAUGUCUGACCCGUCUGGGUUUGUACUCAGCUUUCUUCUUGCAAAUAUAAACUGUACAUCACUGUACUGAUUA
Molecule: messenger RNA, 3022 nt
Organism: Chrysemys picta bellii (western painted turtle)
Lineage: Eukaryota; Metazoa; Chordata; Testudines; Emydidae
Source: RefSeq, a predicted model, not a curated record